CCUAAACUCUCCUCAUUUCUUCUUUUAGUUUCUUAUCACAAAUUCAAACACCAGUUUCCAUCUCUUCAUCUUGCAGACAGUGCUUGCUAGUAGAAUCAACUGUCAAGAAAUCCAGAAGACCCUCAUAUCACUAAUUACAGUCAAAACCAUGCCAGUGGGAGACGUCUUCCUUGGUGCUUUUCUUCAGGUGUUGUUUGACAGAUUGGUGCCGAGUAAGCUAUUGCUCUUUCCAUGUGAAGAUGGGAUACGUUCAGAGUUGAAGCAGUGGAAGAGAAAGUUUUCAAUGAUCAAGGCAGUGCUCAACGAUGCCGAGGAGAAGCAACUAAAGAACGAGGCUGUGAAAAUGUGGUUGGAUGAUCUCCAAGACUUGGCUUAUGAUGUGGAGGACAUCCUGGAUGAGUAUGCCACUCAGGUUCUAGAGCGGGAAUUGAUGACGGAACAAUCGACAAACAGAAUUGCUGAUUAUUUCUCUUCUUGGACUCCAAGUGCUCUGAUUUCCCAGGCUGAUAUGAAGUCCAAGACAGAAGAGAUAACUCGACGUUUAGAAGAUCUCUGUGAAGAAAAGAAUGAUCUUGGUCUGAAAGAGAUUGCUGGAGGCUCAUCUACUGUUGCAUGGCAAGGACCACCUAGUACAUGUGUCCCAACUGAACCAGCAAUAAUCGGAAGAGAUGCCGAUAAAGCCAAGAUACUUGAGAUGGUGUUAAGCGAUAAGCAGAGUGGUGGCAGCUUUCAUGUAAUACCCAUUGUUGGGCUAGGAGGAGUUGGCAAAACAACACUUGCUCGGGAGGUAUACAACGACAAGGCAGUGGCAGAUUUCAAUCCAAGAGCAUGGACGUGUGUCUCGGAUGAUUUUGAUGUUCUGCGUAUCUCCAAGGCUAUUUUUGAGUCGAUCACUGCAUCAACUUGUACUCUAACGAACUUAAACGAAGUACAAGUUCAGCUGAAAAAUAAGAUAGCGGGGAAAAAAUUCUUGCUAGUCUUGGAUGAUGUUUGGAGUAAGGAUUAUGACUUGUGGGAAGCCCUAAAGUCUCCAUUCCUAGCUGGAGCACCAGGAAGUAAAAUAAUUGUAACUACACGCAGCAAAGAUGUUGCAUCAACAGUGGAACUAGAAGCAUGCUAUAACUUGGAGCUUCUGCCAGAGGAUGUCUGCUGGGCCAUAUUUGAGAAGCAUGUAAAUGGGAGUAGAGUUAUUGCUGCAGGGAAGAAUAUGGAAUUAAUUCGGGAGAAGGUUGUUAAAAAGUGUAAAGGCUUGCCGUUGGCAGCAAGAACGCUAGCUGGUCUUUUACGCUCUAAGCAAAAAUAUGAUGAAUGGUUGGAUAUAUUGGAUAGCGAAAUUUGGGAUUUGCCAGAGGAAAGUAAUAUUCUCCCUGUCUUAAAAUUAAGUUAUUAUCAUCUUCCAUCACAUCUUAAAAGAUGUUUUUCUUAUUGUGCAAUUUUUCCUAAGGAUUAUGAAUUCAAGAAGGAAGAACUUGUACUUUUGUGGAUGGCAGAAGGAUUUAUUCAACAAUCAAACCAUAAGAAGCAACUAGAAGAUCUAGGAGGCAAGUAUUUUUGUGAGUUAUUGUCAAGGUCAAUUUUUCAAAAAUUGAGUAAUGAUGGUUUGAAAUUUGUGAUGCACGACCUUGUCCACGAUUUGGCCCAAUGGAUUUCUCUAGAAACAAGUUUUAGAUUUGAGAAUGAAUCGAGUGCCAUGCAAAUAAAAAGAUGUGAAAGGAUUCGACACUCUUCUUACACAUUUGGAAAGUAUGAAGUUGGGAAGAACUUUGAAGUCUUCUGUGGAGUUGAGCAGCUACGGACGUUCCUAAAAGUAUUGGGGCCAUCAGAGUCAAUAAAUGACCUGAGUUACGUAAGUUUGUCAAUCUUUCCCAAUUUAUUGUCAAAGUUUAAAAAAUUGAGAUCACUAUCUUUAACAAACUAUUGUGCGAUUGAACUACCCGACUCAAUUGGAGAUUUGAAACAUUUGAGGUAUCUUAAUCUUUCUCAAACUCAAAUUACAAAGCUACCUGAGUCAACAAGUUCACUAUUCAAUUUACAAAGUUUGUUGUUAAGACGUUGUUCUUAUCUCAAAAAGUUGCCUUUACAAAUAGGAGAUUUGAUCAAUCUUCGCCAUCUUGAUAUUAGAGGUGCAAGACUUAUAAGAGAAAUGCCUUUGGGAGUGAAAAAACUGAAAUGUAUUCGAACCUUAUCUAAUUUUGUUGUGGGUGAAGGUGUUGUAUCUAGUUUGAAAGAUUUAAAAGAAUUAAAGUUUAUUUGUGGAAAACUUUAUAUUUCCAGGUUAGAGAAUGCAACUGAUUGUCAUGAAACAAGAGAUAUUAUAUUGUGUGAUAAGAAGGAUUUGGAAGUGUUAGUGUUAGAAUGGAGUUCUUCCAAUGCCUCACGAGACGAAAAAGUAGAGAAAAUUGUUCUUGACAUUUUACAACCCCAUACAGAUCUUAAAGAGCUCACAAUCAAUAACUUUUGCGGCAAAAAAUUUUCAUCUUGGAUAGGAGAUCCAUCAUUCUCUAAUAUGGUUUCUUUGAAAUUGGAUGGCUGUGAAAAUUGUAAGACCUUGCCUUCGAUUGGGCUACUAGGCUCACUUAAAAACCUCACCAUCAAGGGGAUGAAAAUGCUUGAAAAAAUAGGCUGUGAGGUUUAUGGGGAGAGUUGCUCAGAAUCUUUUCAAUUACUAGAGACUCUUCGUUUUGAGAAUCUGCCAGAAUGGGAGCAUUGGGAUCCUUUUGAAGAAAAGGAGCAUGCUGAAAGUUUCUCUCGUCUCAAACAGCUUUCCAUAUCACAAUGUCCUAAACUCUCUGGAAGAUUACCUACCCAUCUUCUUUCAUUAGAGAAACUUGGGGUUAGAGAUUGUCAGCAAUUGGUGGUUUCGUUCACAAGCCUUCCAAUGCUCUGCCGUUUAGAAAUAGAAAGAUGCAAAGGCGUGGUAUGCAAUAGUCCAAUUGACUCCCAAACAUUGAACCCUCUUCCUUCAUUGGAGACUGUUGUGAUUGAUAAAUGCGAGGAAUUAGGGAUUUCUCUCUCAAUCCUUCCAGUGCUCCGCUCGUUGGAAAUAAAUAGUGAAGAAUCAAAUGUUCCAGGGUUUAGAAGUUGGACCAGGGAGGGAUUUCAUAAAUUAGAAACUCUGUCAAUUGUUGGCUGGGAAGAGCUCACUCAUUUGUGGGGAAAUGAGAUUUUUCUUGAGAAGCCACUACAAGGUUCCCAGAGCUUCACCUCUCUUAAAGAGCUAUGCAUGAGAGAGCUUCCGAAUCUUGUUUCGUUUCCAGAUGGUUUGCUUUCCAUUCCGACAAAAGUUGAAAUUAGUAGAUGUCAUGCUAUUACAUCAUUACACGGGGGGUUGAAGCACAACAAUGCUCGUGUUGAGCACUUGGGCGUCUAUCGUUGCAAUUCUCUAUCAUUCAUUGUGAGAGGCCAACUACCUUCAUCUCUAAAAACCCUUUCGAUAGCCGAAUGUGAAAAAAUGGUGUGCAUUUGGGCGGAUACUGGUACUUCUUCUCCACCUUCUUCUUAUGCAUUGGACAAUACCACCACAUCUCUUCUCUGCAAAUUGGAAAUAUAUCACUGCCCUUCUCUUACGCACUUAUCAUCGACAUACCAGUUAGCUCCAACACUCACAGGGCUUAUAAUUUGGUAUUGUCCAAAUCUCAGGACGUUACUAUCUGGAGGACAGUCACCUAAGGCAGAGUCAAUAGUAGAGAGUUUUGACAAUUACAAGUCUCCUGGAUCAACUCUGGAGGGCCAAUAUACUCUUCCCAAGCUUAAUAAAAUUUAUAUUUGGGCAUGUUCCAGUCUUGUUUUGGGCCGGGAAAUUGUGCUUUCUAACAAUAAUUUAGAAGUUAGUAUCCGUGGAUGUGAGAAGAUACAAGGCCUACCAAGCCGCAUGCACACCGUCAAAUCUGUUGAACACGUAGCCAUAGGGGGAUGUCCAAGCAUGGCAUUGUUUCCAGAAGAAGAUAUUCCCACCAAUAUAACGUCACUUUCCGUUGAUGAACCCAAAAUCUACAACUCACUGGCUGGGUGGGGCUUCCACAAACUCACUUCUCUUAGAAGACUCACAAUUAGUGGAUGCCAAAAUGCAGUGUCUUUCCCUGAGGAGGAGAUGGGAAUAAAGCUGCCAUCCUCUCUCAUUCAAAUGGAUAUUAUAGGAUUCCCAAAAUUAAAAUACCUAUCUCCCAAGGGUUUCCAAGAUCUCACCUCUCUUGAAUAUUUGCAGAUUAAGGAUUGCCCAAAUCUCACAUCUUUGCUAGAUUUUCCAUCUUCACUUUUGCGACUACGUGUUGUUCGUUGCCUAAAUCUUACAUUCUUACCAAACCUUCCAUCCUCACUUCUGCAACUAAGUGUUUCUCAAUGUCCUUUGCUGAAACAACGUUGCAAAAGGGAUAAAGGACAAGAGUGGCCCAAGAUAACCCACAUCCCUCUUGUUGUGAUAGAUAACAAAUUCAUUUACGAUCCAGAAGAAGAAGAAUGA
Molecule: messenger RNA, 4459 nt
Organism: Pistacia vera
Lineage: Eukaryota; Viridiplantae; Streptophyta; Magnoliopsida; Sapindales; Anacardiaceae
Product: putative disease resistance RPP13-like protein 1
Exons: 2
Coding region: 149-4459 (1436 amino acids)
Biological process (GO): defense response to other organism
Molecular function (GO): ADP binding; protein binding
Source: RefSeq, a predicted model, not a curated record